AUGAGGAGACAGCUGAUGCUGAAGGCUUUACUGGGCUUAGCUUUCAUGGGGCUGUUGCUGUUGCUGGUAGAUCAACAGUGGAGUUCCUGGAUAUCUUCAAUGUAUCUGUGGUCCUCAUCCCAGAAAACCCCCACUGAAGACCCUCUGGAUCUCUCUUCAAGGAAGUUUGAGGCGCAGGCUGAGAUACGACAUCCCUUAGACCUGAGGUACCCUUAUCCCUACCCCUUCCUGAUCAACCAUCCUGACAAGUGUGAGGGUCCCAGAGGUGCCCCCUUCCUGCUCAUGCUGGUGAUGACCCAGCCCCAGAAUGUGUGGGUACGCCAAGUCAUCCGGGAAACAUGGGGCAAUGAGACCUUGGUUCCUGGUGUGGUCAUCUUCUGCCUCUUUGUUCUUGGCCUGCCCCAACCCCUCUUUGCCCAGGAACUUCAAGUUCUCCUAGAAAGGGAGGACAGGAAGCAUGGGGAUCUCCUCCAGGUGGGCUUGCUGGAUACAUACCGCAACUUGACUCUCAAGGUCCUCAUGGGGCUGGAGUGGAUGGCCCAGUACUGUCCUACUGCCCAGUAUGUGCUCAAGGUAGAUAGUGAUGUCUUUCUCAACCCCAGGUACCUAGUACAGAAAGUGUUGCAGCCUAAUGGACCCCUUCGACCUGACUUCAUCACAGGCCACAUCUACAGAAACACAGCCCCCAUGCGGAGACAAGGUCACAAGUGGUACAUGCCCCCAGAGCUGUAUUCCCAUGACAAGUAUCCAGACUAUUGUGCAGGGCCUGGCUAUGUGAUGUCUGGCUCCCUGGCCCUCAGGAUCCUGUCUGUAGCUCAGAGGGUCAAAGCCCUCUACUUGGAGGAUGUUUUUGUGGGGUUGUGCCUGAAGUACCUUGGGGUAAAGCCCACACCUGCUCCCCGAAAUACCUUCUUCACAUACCAGAAGAAGUAUGACCGUUGUACCUUCCACCGACUUGUCCUGGUUCACCACUUCCAGCACCAAGAGAUACUACAGAUAUGGCCGGACUUCCUGAUAGCCAGCACCACCUGCUAA
Molecule: messenger RNA, 1035 nt
Organism: Dromiciops gliroides (monito del monte)
Lineage: Eukaryota; Metazoa; Chordata; Mammalia; Microbiotheria; Microbiotheriidae
Product: beta-1,3-galactosyltransferase 2-like
Exons: 1
Coding region: 1-1035 (344 amino acids)
Cellular component (GO): membrane
Molecular function (GO): N-acetyl-beta-D-glucosaminide beta-(1,3)-galactosyltransferase activity
Source: RefSeq, a predicted model, not a curated record